AUGAGUGAUAUCAAAAAAAACAAGCUUAAGAACGAGGAAUAUAAGAUUUGGAAGAAGUCAAUCCCACUUCUAUAUAAUCAUAUUUCCAGUUUUAAGCCUAAAUUCGAUACUCGAUUCGAUGAUAUUUUGAAAUUUGAUAAAAGAUUCACCUUCACAAAUAAGAUUAUUCCGGAUAAGGAAAAGGGUCUACUUUCAACAAGUGCUCUGUAUUCCCAAGGUAGUGAUAUCUACGAAAUCGAUUGUGCUCUACCACUAGGAGCGUUUUACAAGAGCUCUGAAGAAACUGGAAAAGAACAGCUACCUGAUCCAGACUAUGGCGAUGCCUUUCGCCAGGUUGAAAAAACCUCAUUGAAAAGCACAUGGAACUUUCCAGGUGAAAAUAUUAUCAAAAUGGAUUAUACGGGUGGACCUCAGCGUGAUAGUUGUUUGCUUGCAAUGUCAUCGAAUGGAUCUUUAGCAUGGUUUAAGAAAGAUGUUAAAGUUCCUGUCCAUAUCAUGCAAGAGAUAAUGGGACCCGGAACAAGUUUUUCGAGUAUACAUUCCUCUAGAAACUCAAAUUCUUUAACCAUAUCAGAUUUUGCGCUAUCUGAUGACUUGGAAACACUCGUCAAAUGUCAAUCUACGGUAGGUGAAGAGGAAAGCAUACUUAAGAUCGCAGAUAAUUCAGGAAAGCCGGGGGAAGUUCUGCGCAAGAUCAACGUGCCCGCUACUGUUACACAUUCCGUAAGAUUUUUCGAUAAUCAUUUAUUUGCAACAUGCUCUGAUGAUAAUGUGACCAGAUUUUGGGAUACUAGAACGAAUGAUAAGGCGUUAUGGACUUUACAGGAUCCAAAUCAUGGUAAGAUUCUUUCCUUUGAUGUUUCAAAAGUGCUAGACACGCUUUUUGCAACUGGUUCUGAUACCGGAAUCGUCAAAGUGUGGGAUGUUCGUGCUGUUGCAGCAGCUACAGAAGACUUCACCAAUAGACAAAACGGCCAAGAUCCUAUCCAGAAGGAAUUGAUUAGCCUAUAUCAUUCUGGCGGUGAUGACGUUGUUGAUCUUCAAUUUUCACCAACAUCUUCAUCAGAAUUUUUAACUGUAGGAGGAUCAGGGAACAUUUAUCAUUGGGAUAUGGAAUAUUUUUUCUCCGAGUUUGACGAUGAUAAUGCUGAUGUUGACGAUUUAGAUUUAGCAACAGUUGAAGCUUUGCAAAAGCAAUGCUUGAGAUUUUUACACACAGGUGGUAGUAGAAGAUCAAUAGGUGCAAAAGGAAAAAGAAACACGGUUGCUUGGCAUCCGGUCAUUGACAGUCUUGUAGGGACUGUUGAUACUGAUAGUCUAAUUACGGUUUAUAAACCAUUUUCUGGUAGGGAACAAGAUGAUGAUAAUGAUGAAAUUGAAGGUAAAGAUGAGGCUCAGGAAAAGGAUGCGGAAACUGCAAAGGGAGCUGACUGA
Zygotorulaspora mrakii is the source of this 1434-nucleotide messenger RNA. RefSeq names its product WD repeat RBAP46/RBAP48/MSI1 family protein. The record is from RefSeq and is a predicted model, not a curated record. Gene Ontology annotation, biological process: regulation of gene expression. Gene Ontology annotation, molecular function: histone binding. The transcript has a single exon. NCBI's taxonomy places the organism in Eukaryota, Fungi, Ascomycota, Saccharomycetes, Saccharomycetales, Saccharomycetaceae. The coding region runs from base 1 to 1434 and encodes 477 amino acids. Gene Ontology annotation, cellular component: Rpd3L-Expanded complex; cytoplasm; Rpd3L complex.